AUGGUACGUAUUAACAGGAAGGUCUUGUGCGCGGCCGCCGCCGUCGCCAUCGGACUUCUCCACAGUGUAGAGAGCCAGCCGCAGUCCGCCAACGAGUCUGACUUGAGCGGCAAUCCCUCUGCGAACGACAACCCGGCCAAUGUUGCGGCGCCACGCAUCGAGUUCGAGCCCUUCGAAGACGAAGUCGACCCUGAGCUUGAGGCCACCGAUGAAGUCAAGGUGCCGCCGAAGAAGCAGGAGUUGUUCGACAUGGACCUGAUGAUGAGUCCGCUGCUCUCCCAGAUGCCCAAAAGCUUCAGAAGGCACUACUGCUACUUCCUGUUCUACUGCGUCGGAAUGCUGGUGUACGGAUGGAUUGGGUACGAGACCAACAAGCAGCGGGUCAAGAGGGUCAUCGCGGCUCUGAAGCCCGUGCUGCAGGAGAACUUCGCGUUCAUCGCCGACGAGCCGCACUGCUACGAAGCGCUGAGGUGGCACAAGUUCCAGGCCUACGCGUCUGGGCGCACGAGCUGUGACCGCCUCUUCAUCGAUUUCGAUCUGGUCAAGCGGCAGUGCAUGUGGCACAGGUGGGUCUUCCGCCACAUGUUCCGAAUGGAGGACACCAUGACCAUCGAGAUGAUGCUGCCCAAAAUGGAUUGCAUCGUGUUCGCGAUCACGCACAAGAUGACGAACAAGCUGUUCAUCAAGAAGAACCAGGAGGUGGCCAACACCACGUACGUGCUGGACUCGAGCGAACUUCCCCCGACGCACCGGGCCUACAUUAACGGCACCGAAAAGUGCUUCGCGAAGUACGCCUCGUACGUCAUCGCAGCCUGCCAGGAGUUCAUGCCGCACCUCAUCCACUUCUACGCUGCCGACGCAGUGCCCGAGGCAGAAGGCUACCGCCAGUGGCGGCAGAUCGUUCUGAAGGUGAGGGUGGGCGACGACGACCAGCUGGCUGCCAAGGUGCUCGCGGCGGCCAUCCACAUCGCCGACUACACGAAGAACUACACCGUCAUGGACAAGACACGGGAGGCCAUGACGAAGGCCAGGCAGGACAUGAUCGCAGUGCUCUUCAAGGCGGAAAUCAAGCGGCAGAAGGAGGAGGCGAAAGAGGCGAAGGAGGAGAGCAAGCUGACGCCGGAGAAGAUCAAGAAACUCGAGAAGAAGGCGUUGGCCAGACCCACACCGCGGGUCAAGGUGAUCAGAUAA
Babesia bigemina is the source of this 1191-nucleotide messenger RNA. Its product is annotated as membrane protein, putative. The transcript is spliced from 4 exons. The coding region runs from base 1 to 1191 and encodes 396 amino acids. Lineage: Eukaryota; Apicomplexa; Aconoidasida; Piroplasmida; Babesiidae. Gene Ontology annotation, biological process: endoplasmic reticulum calcium ion homeostasis. Gene Ontology annotation, cellular component: endoplasmic reticulum. The record is from RefSeq and is a predicted model, not a curated record. Gene Ontology annotation, molecular function: calcium ion binding.